GAUGGCCAUGCUACCUGCGGUAUCACCAAAGCCAUGGAGCAGGAGCUGGCCGAGUUUUUCGCUGACAAUGAGUUCAUCUACGACAAGAGCAAGGUGGACUUCAAAAACUCUAAGAAGAAGGAGCGCAAGUACAUGGAGAUGGCGGAAAAGCUGGGAGUCACCGUGGCCGACAUCAGACUAUGGUAUAAAAGCCAGAGGACCAUCCUGGGGAAGAUGAAGACCGCUGGAAAGAAGAGUUGUCAGAAGGCCAUCGUCCUUACCCACAGGCAGAGAUGGGUCAAUAAUAACCUUGGUUUUCUGACGAAGCACAUAGUCCAUCGGUCACAGGGCUGCCAACUGGGCCACCUCAGUGGCCGAAUUACUGAAGCCGCCUCCGACGAAGAGGGUUUAGAUGAGGAGGGUCCAGAUGCCAGCCAAGCACCCAGCUCCAACCAAGUCUCCAGCCAGGGGGCUGCACCUCCCAAGAAGAGGCAGAAGAGGGGGUCGCCCACCGAUGUGGACAAGGCCCUCCUGGAAUUCAUCAGAACAUCCACCGAGCAGACGGCCAUCCGGAGCCAGGUGGAUGCGGCACUCACCCAAGGCGCUGACGAGAGGCAGGCCUGGCUAGAAUGGAUGCUGCAGGCCGUCCGCCCACUCCCAAGACCCCUCUGGCGAGAGUUCACCAGGGACACUUUCAACUUGGUGAGCCGCUACCAGGAUCGGGCGGACCACCUUUCCACCACCCCAGUAUCUCGCCCCAGCACUCCCCAGAUGAUCCAGCCACUCAGGCCUCAGUCAGCGCCGAUCGGCUUCACCCAGGACGCUCCACCUGCUUCCUUCCUUGGGAUGCUCGGGCCAAGCAGCACCUGGACCCCUCAGAACCCUCAGGGAGGAUUUCAGCAGCCCAAUUUACAGGCCCCCUUCCAGCAGCAGCGUGCCCUCUUCCAGCAGCAGCACCCCCACUUCCAGCAAAAACAGCAGGCCCCCUUUAAGCAGCAGCAGCAAGGAGGCAGCAACAGCGCCAACACAUCAAUCAUCACCCAGUUGAACUUGUCAGAUGAAGAAGAUGAACAGUGAACUUUUGUUAAGAUUGCUUUUAUUGUUACUUGACGAACUCUCUCAACUCAAAUUAUAAUUUGACUAUUUUGGAACAUUUAUUUCAAACUUUUUUAAACAUUUACUCGGUGAAUAGAAUUCAUUUUCGUUAACAAAAUGUCUUGGAAAAAAUAUAUAAUUUUUAAAACAACAUGAUUAAUGACAAUAUAAAAUUUGUUAUAUCUGUACAUCUUUUUUAUUCUCAUAAAUCACGUUUUUUCAAAAAUGUUUUUUUUUUAUAUUUCAAAUACAUGCUAUUAAAGGAGAAUCAACGUUUAUUAUUUCAAACAUUUCAUUGUCAAAGAAAUUUUUGUUUAAAAUAAAUGUUGACAUGAUCAUUCAUUUCUUCUUUGAAAUGAUUCAUUCCACUAAAUCAAGGAGGCAGCAACAGCGCCGUCACAUCAAUCAUCAUCCAUUUGAACUUGUCAGACUUGUCAAAUAAAGAAAAUGAACAGUGAACUUUUGUUUGGAUUGUUAUUGUUACUUGAUGAACUCUCUCAAUUUAAUUUACAACUGACCCAUUUUGGAACAUUUAUUUCAAACUUUAUUCUAAACAUUAACAUGGUCAAUAAAAUUAAUUAUCGUUAAUAAAAUGUCUUUGAAAAAUAUAUAUCAUGUUUAAAACAACAUGAUUAAUGACAAAAGAAAAUAUGUUAUAUCUGUACAUCUUUUUUAUUCUCAUAAAUCACAUUUUUUCAAACAUGUUCUCCUUCAUUAUUUUAUUUCAAACACAUAUUAUUAAGGAGAGUUAACUUUUUAAAUUUCAAACUACCUUUCGAUGUAAAAGUAAUGUAUGUUUAAAAUAACUGUUGACAUGGUCAUUCAUUUCUACUUUGAAAUGAUUCAUUCCACAAAAUCAUGAUCGAAGUUUACAUGCCAUUUUUAUGGCAGAGUCUGUGCUGUAUCCCAAUUAGUGCGCCAAGUGGCAGUCUAUAUCAUGUGUUGUUGCCAGGGCAGGCUUCCAACUGGACUGUUGUAGUAGUGCUUCAGGUAAGUUCUCAGCUUCUUGCCCUCUUUGUUUGCCUGGUAGCCUCCGCCAACUCGUUCAACAUCCUGCAGAACUGCUGCGUUUCUCCAUGCCCCAGGGAUGUGGUUGCCCAACUCAUCUUCAUGGUCAACGUCAAUGUUCUGAAGCCCAGGAAAACGAUCUCUCAUUAGGUUGUGGAGGCACAUGCAGGCCAUGAUGACUGUCCUGGCUUUUUCUGGAUCAAGCUGUAGGGUACUCAACAAGCAUCUCCAGCGAUGGGCAAGGAUGCCAAAGCUGUUCUCCACCACACGGCGAGCCCUCGAGAGACGGUAGUUGAAGAUUCUCUCAUCGUCGGUCUGCUCACGGUUGGAGUACGGCUUCUGCAUCCAUGUCCUGAGAGGGAAGGCGUCGUCCCCAAUUAAGAAGUAAGGGGUGUCUCGGUCAUCAUCUGGCAGGGGCUCUGGAUCUGACAGGCCAAGAGUACCAUUCUCCAGUCCACGUCUCAGCGGGCUGUGGUUGAAGACCUGGGCAUCCGAUGAUGAACCGGGAUUACCAACGUCAGCCCAGAGGAACUUGUAAUUGCCAUCAACUAGGGCCAAGAGGAUGAGGCUGUAGAAACCCUUGUAGUUGUAGUAGAUCGUACCAGAGCCUGGUGGAUUUCUGAUGGCCACGUGUUUUCCGUCCAAGGCUCCGCAGACAUGAUGAAAGUUCCAUCUGUCAGCGUAAGUCCGUGCCACUUCUCUCCAUUCAUCUGGGGUAGUUGGACAGGAAAAUACUUCAUCUUGGUAUUCACUGAUGAUGGCCUGGCACACCUCUGGUAUAAACAGAGAGAUGGUAUUAUGGGCAACACGGAAGGCAUACUGCAGGGUUUUGUAGCUGUUGCCGGUCGCAAGAUAUCUCAAGGUGAUGGCCAGUUUGAGCCCAGGAUCCAGUGGCUGCCGGUAGCGAUAGGACUUCUCUAUCCUCGGAGUGAUGCGCUGCAACAGUUCAAGGAACGUUUCUGGUGGCAUCCUCAUGUAGUUCAGGAAGUCACCCUGACAUUCUCUCUGCAACUCCGUCAUCAGAUUAUCAUACUGUCCAAACAGCACACGUCUCUCAAUCCAGGGUUUGACCCACCACCUUCUUCUUUGCCUUGCAUGUCUUUGACGUCUACGGAUGAGUAAGGCCAUCAAUAUGACAUGUCUGUCUUGAACGUUUUGGAUUUGCCUUCUCAGACUUAGCAAAUGCAAGAGCCUCCCAGGAGCUAUUGAUCGAGCAGCAGCCAUGUUUACAGUAUGGAUGGUCCAGACAUUUGGGAUGAAAGCUCAGGAGUUCUCGAGCUUAUAUUGGGGGUGAAAAAAAAUCGUACAACGUUGCAAAGGGGGCAAGACAGGUCUUCCAAUAGUCUUAGGGUGGUACAACGGACUCGUACGACAGGAUGCAUCAUCGUACGACAUGAAAAUACUCGUGCAACACUCGUUCGGGGUCUUACGAGUGCGUGCAAAGUCGCACAACACUCGUACUGCCUGUCGUGCAAUUAUUUUUCAUCGCGUCAGUCGCUCAAAAUAUCGGAGCAGCACGGUUUUUUUUUCCCGACCGAGAUGCGACCAUUUUGUCGCAUCUGGAUCGUACAAUAAGUGGUACAACGGCUACAACGAGUCGUACAACGGGAAAAAUUUCGAGUCGCAAGCCGUUGUAGUCUGUUUGGCAACAAUUGUGAAAGGGG
Messenger RNA from Lytechinus pictus (painted urchin), 3746 nucleotides. RefSeq lists its product as uncharacterized. The transcript is spliced from 2 exons. Bases 34 to 1056 code for a protein of 340 amino acids. The record is from RefSeq and is a predicted model, not a curated record. Lineage: Eukaryota; Metazoa; Echinodermata; Echinoidea; Temnopleuroida; Toxopneustidae.